Molecule: messenger RNA, 4433 nt
Organism: Podarcis raffonei (Aeolian wall lizard)
Lineage: Eukaryota; Metazoa; Chordata; Lepidosauria; Squamata; Lacertidae
Gene: GPR52
Product: G protein-coupled receptor 52
Exons: 1
Coding region: 2237-3331 (364 amino acids)
Biological process (GO): G protein-coupled receptor signaling pathway
Cellular component (GO): membrane
Molecular function (GO): G protein-coupled receptor activity
Source: RefSeq, a predicted model, not a curated record
UUUAAUAAUUAAGAGCUCUUUCUUCCCAGUAGGGAUUAGAUUACUGCUGACUCGGGUUAGCUGCUGCUCAUUUUUAGUGCACUAAAGGUAUCUUUGGAGCAUGUAAGUUAUUCCUAUGGAUAUUUUCGUUGCUUGUUUGAUGGAAGAAUGUAGCUCUGCAGAAGCACGCUUUCCCUAAAAUCCUCAAUAUAUUAAUUGAGAUUGGUCACUUUCAAUUGUCUUCGUUUGUCAUUCUUAUUCAUGGCUUGCUGUAGAAGGCUAUAAGCCAGCAUUGUCCCUGGCAACUGUUACCUAGUGACAGUUUCAGCUGCAGUAGCCAUUGGUUGUUCUUUUGAUUGGGGCUGAAGGACCGAGUCACCUUUCUGAUGGCGAGUUUUUCUGCAUCAGCUAAGGAUGCGGAGGAGGGGCAGGUUUAGGUGCAAGCUGUAAAAUCACAAGAGAGCAUGUAAGAAAUAGCAAUAGCAUUCUCAAAACUGAUCACAGUAAAUAGGAUUUCUGUGUCUAUACCGCAGCUCCUGACAAAGCAAAUAUAUAUGCAAGGCACCGCUUCACUGCUUUGACAAGAGAUUUUAAUUUUAACAGUAUUUUAAUUUUGAGAUAGAUUGAACUGCUUACAGAUGAGCAAUGGGCAACGUUCUGUGGAUGCUAUAAAAGCAUAAGGACCUUCAGCACAGCAUGGUGGUGAUGGACAUGAGACAUGAAACUUAGAAAAGGAUGCUUUCUAUUCAUCCCACUGCUGCAGCAGGACGAGAGAAAAAUCUUUUCUUUCUCAUGUAAGGAAUCCUUUUUCCAGAAGGCACAGCAAGGAUCAUUAAGCAGUGCCAAUGCGAUUCCAGCACUUCAAAAAGAGAAAAGAGAGUCUGCUGUUAACAUAAAAUUGAAAUGACCUUGGAUUUUCUUUUUAAUUAAAAUAUGUGAGCUGAGUAAUUUCUCCUGUAUCUUUAAAUGAUUAACAAUGCAUUUGAUCUGGGUGUGGAUGGUGGGUGGGUUAAAAAGCAAGACUGCUGCAUGCGCUGAAUGAAAGAUCCAUACAGUAGUCAAAUACCUGCUUAUUAGUGAGCAUCAAAGGAGCCUUCUUACCCCAUUGGAUGUGUCAGAGUGGCAGAUGUAAUGGAUGUGGUAAUAUUUGCUUCUGAGAUAAAGAAUUUUUGAAGCAGAUGGUUAUCGUUUUAAUUGUCUAAUGAAAUGCGUAUGUAGCAACUGAGGAAAUGAAGCCUGAAGACUAAUGGAGUAAUAGAAUGCAACGACAGCUUUUCUUGUUAAAUCAUCGUUUCAUUAGCUUCUUAGAAGAAUUUAGAUGAGAGUUAAUUAUCUCAUUGUGUUGGGACAUACGAAAGAAUGUGGACAUCACUAUAGAGGUGAGAAAUGACAUGGAUAGAGCUAUGAACUUCACUGUAGCAGCUGUGGCUUUAUUUCUAAAGAAUUUUUUUAUCUUUUGUUGCUCUUGAAAUUAAAUGCAAGACAAGUUUGUCUUCCGUGAGAACCUUGGAUUACCCUAUUGACGUCUAAUAUUGUAACGGACAGCAUAUCUUUCUAACUGGCUUGACUGAAGAUCCAACAUGUCUAUUUGUUUCUUUCCUUUAUUAUACGUGGUCUUGUUAACUAAAUGGAGAGGAUAUUGUUCAUCGAAGGGACGAACCUGUUCUUCAUGUAGUGAUUGCUGCCCCAACAUAUUUCUUUACUCGUUACCAAAGACUAAUGACAUUUGUUUGCAUUAAGAUGCCCCAAAUCUUGACCUUAGUAAUGCAGAAUGAAGAUGAUACAGAUGACAUUAUGCCUUGAAGAAAGCCGAAGGAUACAAUAUAUUAGAAUGAGCAUCUUAUUAGACUUCUUAUCUACUUUGCUUCUAGUUUUUAGCUCCUAACAAUUUUUGUUUUAGAAAACAUUACAUUGAGAAUUUCUACCCAGUACUCCCUCCUUCACGUUUCCCCCCAGGAAAAUGCACUUGCAGAGAUUUUUAUCAUGACAUUAUAUUUUACUCUCCUUUUUGGUGUUUCUCUCCUCCAAAAGUACAGCUUAAACAAAGUGCUUUGUUUAGAAGUGCCUUGUCUUUUGCUAAGGAAGGAAUGAGCACAGGAAGAAGCUGAGCAGUGGCCUUUUUGCCUCUUUUCUGGAUUGUAAUAUGAACAGUUUUAGAAGCAAUUCUAAAAUCUACCCAGAGAAAUGGAUAUGUAAACAAAAUUAGCUGGUGACUCACAAAUCACCUAGUUCUGAGUUUUGAACACAUUGUUACGUAAUGCAGAUCAUGAACCAGUCCACUUGGAUUGAGUGGAAAACUCUGAAUAUGAGCGGUAGCAUUGUGAAUGUAUCUGAGCAUUACUCCUGUCCAAUUGGUUUUGGACACUACAGUGUUGUUGAUAUCUGCAUCCUUGAGACUCUAAUUAUUGUCUUACUAACAUUUUUAAUUAUAACUGGUAACUUAACAGUAAUUUUUGUCUUUCACUGUGCUCCACUGUUACAUCAUUAUACCACCAGCUAUUUUAUUCAGACUAUGGCAUAUGCUGAUCUUUUUGUUGGGGUGAGCUGCUUGAUUCCUACCUUGUCAUUGCUGCACUAUUCUACAGGUGUCCAUGAGUCUUUGACUUGCCAGGUUUUUGGAUAUAUCAUCUCUGUACUGAAAAGUGUUUCUAUGGCCUGUCUUGCUUUUAUUAGUGUGGAUCGCUAUCUUGCUAUCACAAAACCACUUACCUACAACCAAUUGGUUACACCUUGCCGGUUGAGAAUCUGCAUCAUUUUGAUUUGGUUGUAUUCCUGCCUUAUUUUUUUGCCUUCUUUUUUUGGCUGGGGAAAGCCAGGUUAUCACGGAGACAUUUUUGAAUGGUGUGCAACCUCUUGGCUUACCAAUGCCUAUUUUACUGGCUUUAUUGUGUGCUUGCUAUAUGCUCCAGCAGCCUUCAUCAUCUGUUUUACAUACUUCCACAUAUUCAAAAUCUGCCGGCAGCACACCAAAGAGAUAAAUGACAGGAGAGCUCGUUUUCCGAGCCAUGAAGUGGACACUGCUGCAGAAAGUGGGCAUGGCCCUGACCGGCGCUAUGCUAUGGUUUUAUUUCGUAUAACCAGUGUGUUUUAUGUGCUCUGGCUCCCCUACAUCAUCUACUUUAUGCUGGAGAGUUCUAGGGUGCUGGAAAACCCAGCACUGUCUUUCUUAACAACAUGGCUCGCUAUAAGCAAUAGUUUUUGUAACUGUGUUAUAUAUAGCCUCUCAAACAGUGUUUUCAGAUUGGGACUUUGGAGAUUGUCAGAGACUGUGUGUUCAUCUUGUAUACCUAAAAAAGACAGCAUUGUUCAAGACCCAGUUCCUAGAAAACGGGCUAAUUCCUGCUCCAUCUGAGAACUAAAACAGACAAAUACAAUGUGAUAUUUGGGCUAGGUAGUAUUCUAUCCUUUGGAAUAUUGCUGCAAUAAACAGUCAAUAAAUAUUUAUUCACUGCAAAAUGAAUUAUGGAUUGAAUGGUGAUUUGUAAGAAAAACAUGUAGCUGGAAUGGUCAGAGAUGGAUUCUUGGUGAAAUUGUGGUACAAGAGGGAAUCACUGGUAAAUGUAGGGCAAAGCUUCCAGUAGUGUGAACUAAUCUGUUCAGAACUAAAGAGUAAUUCAUCAACAGUAAUAGUGAAAUUGUCACAUAUUAUAUAUGUGGAUGAAUUUGUAGUAUUAUGUUGUAUUAAGGUAAAUCUUGUUUGAUGCAGUAAGUGAUGGAUUAUCAAUUACGUCCUUAGGAAAUAUAUGUUUUAAUAUGAGGCAGCUUCAAUCUUGUAGUUUUGUCGCUUGUACAAAAACAUUUUUAAACUACUGUAAUUUUAAAAUUAAAUAUAUUUCUUUGCAGGGAAAUAAUGUAAAGUAUAUUUUAAUGUUCUAGUGUAACACAUAUAAAUGACUUAAUACUUUUCUGUUCUUUUGGAGCCUUUUGUUCCCAUUGCUCAGGCAUAUUAUUUAUUCUGGGGUCAGAAGCCCAUAUAGUUGCCUCUUUGCCCCCUUAUAGCUACUGUUCUCAAGCUGUUUGAGGGGACUGGAGUAAUUUUAGGCACAAUGUAUGUGAGGGGCAAGCUUUGAGAGAAUAUACCGUGGAGUGAAACAACAGUUAAAUUAUUGAAAUUAACAUGUAUUUUCUAGUGCCUACUAAAUUAGCACAAAUUUAUGGAGUCUUUUUGUGCUAAUGCUUUUGCUUUGUAAUUUAUUGCAUAUGCAAUAACAUCAAAUAGCAGUGUGACUUAGCUGCUCAAUAACACUUUUUAAAUGUAAAUUUUAAAAAGCAGGUUCCACUUUAGUUAUAUAGUUGUGAAUGUAUCACAGUUUGCAUGAGCUCAGCAUGUAUAUAACACUGUAUAUUUUUUAAAAUGAUCAUUUUGUAUUCUGUGCCUAAUGGUUUUCCUAGCAUAUUGUUAAGUCAUUGUUUUAAAUUUGGGAUAAAUAAAAAUUUGAGUUGACUUUACAGAA